Messenger RNA from Tribolium castaneum (red flour beetle), 910 nucleotides. Its product is annotated as sodium/potassium-transporting ATPase subunit beta-2-like. Gene Ontology annotation, molecular function: ATPase activator activity. Bases 97 to 819 code for a protein of 240 amino acids. Gene Ontology annotation, cellular component: sodium:potassium-exchanging ATPase complex. NCBI's taxonomy places the organism in Eukaryota, Metazoa, Arthropoda, Insecta, Coleoptera, Tenebrionidae. Gene Ontology annotation, biological process: sodium ion export across plasma membrane; potassium ion import across plasma membrane; intracellular potassium ion homeostasis. The transcript is spliced from 5 exons. The record is from RefSeq and is a predicted model, not a curated record.
CUAAAUUUACAAUUAGUUCAUUUUCUCCCACUCCUGAUAAACUGUUUGACCCGACAAGUAAACAAAUUGUCGUUCUUUUCAUCAAAACUCAAUAAAAUGUCACUAUUUUACGUGACGUUCCUCUUCCUGGCGAUAAACAGUGCCAUCGCAAGCCCAGUUUUGCAAUUCAAACCUACACCAAGACAAAGCGACUCAGGUUUGAUUUGGUUUGUGCCACAAACUCGAACCACAUAUCGGCAUUAUGUCGAAGAUUUAGACAAAUUCCUUACAAGGUACAAGAACGGGCAAAAGCCUGCAAAUGUGUGGAAAUGUGACCCAAAUGAGACACCUCCCCAAAAUGUAAUUUGUGAUGUAGAUGUUAGAGCUUUGGGACCUUGUAGUACAGCACCUGAUUACUGUUUUUAUCGCGCACAAAUCUGCAUUUUUCUCAAAUUAAGCCACGUCACGAAUUGGGUCCCGGAGUUUUAUAACAGCACAAACUGGCCCUCCGAUAUGCCACUCUCUUUGAAACAGACUAUACACGAAGAGGAAGAAAGAGGAACCCACCGGAAAAUUUGGGUGACUUGUGACGGGGAAACUCCGGCUGAUAAAGAGAUGAUUGGAGCCUUGGAUUACAAGCCAUCGCAGGGCUUUUCCCGCCAAUAUUUUUCCAUUACAGAUACCAAAAAUUAUCUCAGUCCUUUGAUCGCUGUUCAUUUUGAACGACCACGAACCGGGGUUCUGAUUAAUGUCGAAUGCGCAGCGUGGGCGAGGAACAUACCACGGAAAAACAAGCAAGGAAUUGCUCGAUUUGGAUUAUUGCUUGAAGACAUGUUGUGAAUUAUCAGAGGUCAUUUCUUAUCACUGUACUUUAGUUUGAACUUGUAAUUUACAGAGUGUGAACAAGAAAAAUUAAAACUGUUAAAACCUC